AUGUCAGCCCUGGCAGGAACGGACGGGUUGGGAUCAGGGCUGGGAGGGAGCAGCGAGCUGUUGUGUCUCUGCAGCCUGGUGCAUGGAGACCUGCCAGCCUGUUAGGCAGAUGAAGCUCCACUCCAUCAGGCCUCCCCAGGGGUGUCAGGAGACAUGGGGGAGGGGUAUACCAUGUGUGGGUCACUGUAGCGGAGUAAUGUGUGUGUGUGUGUGAUCUCUCCAUAGUUCAGGAGGACAGAUGGAAGGUCCCUUCUGGGUCAGUAACUUGUCAAAGUAGAGUUAUGGGUGAUGAGUUAUGUAUUGAUUUUAUUAUAUCAAACUGAGAUACAACUAUGGCUUGCCACCUGUUUUAAUGUAGUGUAAUACAUUCCUUUCAGGGGGGCGUUUGGUACUUGCCCAACAUUAAAGGGAUAGCUCAGCUAUUCUACAUAUUACAUAUUUGUUUUCUUACCUUGAAAGCAAUCUAUGGACAAGGGAGUGAAUGCAAUCCAUACUUUGUGAUUUAUUUAAACUACCCACCGUCAUCCCAAUUCCCCAUGUAGCCCCUAAGUCACUAUGUGGAGAUGUACCAGAACAGAACACCUGUAACUACUAACCAGCCACAUUAAUGAUGUGUUAUUAUUGUAAUGUUGUUGUGCUUGGCGGUGCCUCAGUGGUCCUCAAGGCUGCAGUUAACAGGACUGACAGAGGACAUGUUCCACGCUGGAAAUAAUAAGGGAAAGGAGAGUGAUUCAUGUGGUUUGAUUACGAAUGCUUUUCAAAGGGACACUCACUGGUUCUGGCCUCUGAACGUUCAGUGUGAGUGUUCAGUGUGAGUGUGUGUGUGUGUUCAGUGUGUGCGUGUGUGUGUGUGUCUGUGUGUGUUCAGUGUGUGUGUGUUCAGUGUGUGUGUGUUCAGUGUGUGUGUGUUCAGUGUGUGUGUUCAGUGUGUUCGUUCAGUGUGUGUGUGUGUUCAGUGUGUGUGCGUUGACAUAAUUUGCGAUUUGAUGGCUGACGCCAGUUUACUUGUCUUCUGUGGAGAUGUUCACUGUGUCAGUCAGAGAGGAACACACACGCACCCAAACAGAUUGAGGGGAAAGACUAACACCAUCUAGGAUGCUUGUCAAAAAUGUUUCCAGUUGACAAAAACUUGUACUGUAGGCUACAUUCAUUUGAAAACAAAGAUAUUAUAACGCAGUGACAUUAGUAAAGCAAUGGUUCUACAGCUUUUUUGCUACAUAUACAGUGCAUUCGGAAAGUAUUCACACCCCUUGACUUUUUCCACAUUUUGUUACGUUACAGCCUUAUUCUAAAAUUGAUUAAAUCGUUUUUUCCCCUCAUCAAUCUACACACAAUACCCCAUAAUGACGAAGCAAAAACAGGUUUUUAGACAUAUUUGCAAAUGUAUAAAAAAAGAGCCCGGAAAAAUAACAUUUACAUAAGUAUUCAGACUCUUUACUCAGUACUUUGUUGAAGCACCGUUGGCAGCGAUUACAGCCUCAAGUCUUUGGUAUGACGCUACAAGCUUGGCACACCUACAUUUGGGGAGUUUCUCCCAUUCUUCUCUGCAGAUCCUCUCAAGCUCUGUCAGGUUGGAUGGGGAGUGUCGCUGCACAGCUAUUUUCAGGUCUCUCCAGAGAUGUUCGAUUGGGUUCAAGUCCGGGCUCUGGCUGGGCCACUCAAGGACAUUCAGAGACUUGUCCCGAAGCCACUCCUGCAUUGUCUUGGCUGUGUGCUAAGGGUCGUUGUCCUGUUGGAAGGUGAACCUUCACCCCAGUCUGAGGUCCUGAGCGCUCUGGAGCAGGUUUUCAUCAAAGAUCUCCCUGUACUUUGCUCCGUUCAUCUUUCCCUCGAUCUUGACUAGUCUCCCAGUCCCUGCCGCUAAAAAACAUCCCCACAACAUGAUGCUGCCACCACCAUGCUUCACCGUAGGGAUGGUGCCAGGUUUCCUCCAGAUGUGAUGCUUGGCAUUCAGGCCAAAGAGUUCAAUCUUGGUUUCAUCAGACCAGAGAAUGUUGUUUGUCAUGGUCUGAUAGUUUUUAGGUGCCUUUUGGCAAACUCCAAGCGGGCUGUAAUGUGCCUUUUACUGAGGAGUGGCUUCCGUCUGGCCACUCUACCAUAAAGGCCUGAUUGGUGGAGUGCUGCAGAGAUGGUUGUCCUUCUGGAAGGUUCUCCCAUCUCCAAAGAGGAACUCUGGAGCUCUGUCAGAGUGACCAUCGGUUUCUUGGUCACCUCCCUGACCAAGGCCCUUCUCCCCCGAUUGCUCAGUUUGGCCGGUUGGCCAGCUCUAGGAAGAGUCUUGGUGGUUCCAAACUUCUUCCAUUUAAGAAUGACGGAGGCCACUGUGUUCUUAGGGACUUUCAAUGCUGCAGAUGUGUUUUGGUACCCUUCCCCAGAUCUGUGCCUCGACACAAUCCUGUCUCUGAGCUCUACGGCCAAUUCCUUCGACCUCAUGGCUUGGUUUUUCUUUGACAUGCACUGUCAACUGUGGGACCUUAUUUAGACAGGUGUGUGCCUUUCCAAAUCAUGUCCAAUCAAAUUAAUUUACCACGGGUGGACAGGAAUUAAAAUAAUUUUAUCAAUUUUAGAAUAAGGCUGUAACGUAAUACAAUGUGGAAAAGUCAAGGGGUCUGAAUACUUUCCGAAUGCACUUUACAUAUACAUUUUACAUAUUAUUAUUGAACAAACAUAUAAAUAUAACAUGCAACAAUUUCAACGGUUUUACUGAGUUACAGUUCAUAUAAGGAAAUCAGUCAAUUGAAAUGAAUGAAUUAGGCCCUGAUCUAUGGAUUUCACAUGACUGGGCAGGGGUGCACCUCCCACUGGGGAGCCUGGCCCACCCACUUGGGAGCCAGGGCCAGCCAAUCAGAAUGUGUUUUUCCCCACAAAAGGGCUUUAUUACAGACAGAAAUACUCCUCAGUUUCAUCAGCUGUCCGGGUGGCUGGUCUCAGACGAUCCCGCAGGUGAAGAAGCCGGAUAUGGAGGUCGUGGGCUGGCGUGGUUACACGUGGUCUGCGGUUGUGAGGCCGGUUGGACGUACUGCCAAAUUCUCUAAAACGAUGUUGGAGGCGGCUUAUGGUAGAGAAAUGAUAAUUCAGUUAAUUUGUGGAAUUAAUUUCCUUCUUAAUGUGUUUGAGCCAAUCAGUUGUGUUGUGACAAGGUAGGGGGGGUAUACAGAAGAUAGCCCUAUCUGGUAAAAGACCAAGUCCAUAUUAUGGCAAGAACAGCUCAAAUAAGCAAAGAGCAAUUUCAGUCCAUCAUUACUUUAAGACAUGAAGGUCAGUUUUUGCGACUGCACUUGAAGAAAAGUUCUUGAAAUAUUCCGUAUUGACUGACCUUCAUGUCUUAAAGUAAUGAUGGACUGAAAUUGCUCUUUGCUUAUUUGAGCUGUUCUUGCCAUAAUAUGGACUUGGUCUUUUACCAGAUAGGGCUAUCUUCUGUAUACCCCCCCUACCUUGUCACAACACAACUGAUUGGCUCAAACACAUUAAGAAGGAAAUUAAUUCCACAAAUUAACUUUUAACAAGGCACACACCUGUUAAUUGAAAUGCAUUCCAGGUGACUACCUCAUGUAAGCUGGUUGAGAGAAUGCCAAGAGUGUGCAAAGCUGUCAUCAAAGCAAAGGGUGGCUAUUUGAGAAUCGCAAAUAUAAAAUUAUUUUGAUUUGUUAAACUUCUUUUUGGUUACUACAUGUCCAUAUGUAUAUUUAAUAAUUUUGAUGUCUUCACUAUUAUCUACAAUGUAGAAAAAAUAGUAAAAAUAAAGAAAAACCAUUGAAUGCGUAGGUUUUGUGUCCAAACUUUUGACUGGUACUUGUACAUGCAUACAUAAAACUAGUUAUUUUGGGCCUCCGAAGGGGGGGGGGGGGGGGGAAUAUAAUAAGAAAAAUAAGAAAAAUAACAAGAAAAAAGCAAUGCUUCUAUGUUGAUCAUUAAUUUAAAGGUAGAUUCAACUGAUGCAACAAUAAGAGUGAGGUGUGAGGCCAAUUUUACAACUUUACAAUUUGAUAAGAAUGAAUGAUAUACAAUUUCACAAGUUGCGAAUACCGCUCAAUCUGAUCAUGAAUCUGACUUUAAAAGUUAGAAAUGUUUGUAUUUGAGCUAACCCUAACCCUUUUCCAAAGCUGCUAUGUUAAUUCUCCUAACCUGCUGCAUAAGUUAUCCUAACUUGCUACGUAAGUUCUACUAACCUUUUAUGAAAAUUCAAUUUUGACAUAAACUGUGUACUAUCAAGUCAAAACAAUUUACCACUGGUUCAGCGGAAAUGAGUUCCCCGGAAGAGGAAUGACAGAGCGAGUGUUUCGUGGUCUCACCUGAUUGGUUUAGGCUGACAACGUUUGAACCAAUGAGAGGCAGACAUCUGUUCACUCGAGCAAUUCCGAAAUCGCUUUCCCUUCCUUGUGUCAUUCAAUGAAAUCACAAGACAUUUCCUUCAAGAGUCUCUUUUGAAGACAACGUUGAAGCUUGAGGCAGUCAAAAUGCAGGCCUUGGGAUCAUUCGCGAUAAUUCUGUCCAUACUUUCUGUGCAUGCUACCGUUUACUUUCAAGAACAAUUCCUUGAUGGAGGUAAGUUCGUUUUAUUUCUCAUUCCACCCUCGUCUAGAAACGUUAGCUAGCUAACCUACUUACUCAGGCCAUGCACGAGUUUCAAAGAUGGACCUGUAAAUGUGAUGUCACACUGCCUUCUCUUCAAUUUAACUUUAUACUGCAGAUUUUGUUGCAAAUUGAUUACUCCCAUGUUAAUGCUAGUUAUAUUGCUACACAUUGAAAGAAUGUGGAGAAGUUAGCUUUGACAAUGUAACAUUUGCAGACUUACUUAACUAACUAGUUAGCUAACUACAGUCACGUUAGCUUAGUUGUCUAGUUAGGUCUAUUCAGCCAGUGGUCUAUUCAGCCAGAUUCAUGGGCUCCAUUUGUAACGUUUUACUCACUAUAACUAAUCAUCAAGACGAUUGUAACAUUUGUUUUUGUGUAUGUCAUCAGAGAAGUGGCUAGUGACACCUUUAAUCAAAACUGAAAGGAAUAGUGUUUUUGCACCUAUCAGAUAGUCUGUACUGUACAAUUACUGUGUUUGAGAUGGAGAAGGCCUUAUAUGCCAUAUUAUACACUGUAAGGUGAUAUCAGUCACUGUGCUCUUCAUUUUUGAGGAUUCUGACAGUUCAUUGUUUGGUGUAUCUUUCAGCAGAUGCCUGGAAGACUCGCUGGCUGGACUCCAAGCACAAGGCAGACUAUGGAGAGUGGAAACUGACAGCUGGUAACUUCUAUGGAGAUGCUGAGAAGGACAAAGGUUAGUUCCUGAUUGGCCCCUGGGUCGCUGACCUUACUAGGUCAGUUUCCUUAUUGCCUGCUGGGUCAGUUUCCUUAUUGCCUGCUGGGUCAGUUUCCAUAUUGCCUGCUGGGUCAGUUUCCUUAUUGCCUGCUGGGUCAGUUUCCUUAUUGCCUGCUGGGUCAGUUUUCUUAUUGCCUGCUGGGUCAGUUUCCUUAUUGCCUGCUGGGUCAGUUUCCUUAUUGCCUGCUGGGUCAGUUUUCUUAUUGCCUGCUGGGUCAGUUUCCUUAUUGCCUGCUGGGUCAGUUUUCUUAUUGCCUGCUGGGUCAGUUUCCUUAUUGCCUGCUGGGUCAGUUUCCUUAUUGCCUGCUGGGUCAGUUUCCUUAUUGCCUGCUGGGUCAGUUUCCUUAUUGCCUGCUGGGUCAGUUUCCUUAUUGCCUGCUGGGUCAGUUUCCAUAUUGCCUGCUGGGUCAGUUUCCAUAUUGCCUGCUGGGUCAGUUUCCAUAUUGCCUGCUGGGUCAGUUUCCUUAUUGCCUGCUGGGUCAGUUUCCUUAUUGCCUGCUGGGGUUGGGGUCAAUUUAGGAAGUAAUCUGAAAUUACAAUUAUGCUCAGUGCUUUUCAAUGUACUUCAGUUUACUUCCUGAGUUGAUGGAAUUUACCACAAUCCUGCGACCUGCUGUAUGGCUGAGGUCAAUGAACUUGUUCUGUUAUCUGGGAUACUGAUAAUUGCUGUUAGGGUGUAUUGCGACUUUGGUGUCAUUAUGACUGUGAUACAGUGAGUAUUAAUCAGUGUUCAUCAUGCGUCGCUCUGGCUGUGUCCCCAGGUCUCCAGACCAGCCAGGACGCCCAUUUCUAUGCCGCUUCGGCCCGCUUCCAGCCCUUCAGCAACGAGGGAAAGACUCUGGUGAUCCAGUUCACUGUGAAACACGAGCAGAAAAUCGACUGUGGCGGUGGUUACGUUAAGGUGUUCCCCUCCACCCUGAACCAGGCUGAGAUGCACGGAGACUCCCAGUACUACAUCAUGUUCGGUAGGUACUCUGUCUGGUCUUAUGGGCAGGACCCUGGGGUGCGUUCAUUAGUGCACAUCAUAGAAAACUGUAGCCAAACAUUUUGCAACAUAAACAAGCAUUUCUAUUGGACAUAUUCAGGUAGGUCCCGCCCCAUUUUGUCCCAUUUGCUUCCGUUUGGUUAGUGAAUACACACCGGUGUUUUUCCUGACUUGGAACACGUUGUGACAUGCCAGGGAAAACUCUGGGUGCUUGUUGUAGCCUAUGAGUAGGUUUAUUUCCUGGUCUGACUACCUUGGGCAGGAACAUCAGGACUGUUGUGUGUGACAAUGACUCAUUUAUAUAGAAAAGCUUGGUGGUGAUUGGAUGGAAGGUUUGGAUGCAAGGCCUAUAGUGCUACUUUGCUCAUAUUCUGUCCUGAAACCUGUACAGGGCCCUGACAUCUGUGGCUACAGCACCAAGAAGGUCCACGUCAUCUUCAACUACAAGGGCAAGAAUCAUCUCAUCAAGAAGGAAGUCAAGUGCAAGGUAAGGUGCUCAUUUUGAGUCUUCUGGCCUCUGGGAAAAGUCCAUAACAUGAUUACCAUCUCUCUCCCCGUCUGACUCCUCUCUCACACACCUACUUUAACCUAAGCGAUCUCUCUCCCCCUCUUCAGGAUGAUGAGCUGACCCACCUGUACACACUGAUCCUGAACCCAAACCAGACCUACGAGGUGAAGAUUGAUAACGAGAAGGUGGAGUCAGGCACUCUGGAGGAGGACUGGGACUUCCUGCCAGCUAAGACCAUCAAGGACCCUGAGGCCAAGAAGCCCGAGGACUGGGACGACCGCCCCAAGAUGGACGACGCUGAAGACACCAAGCCAGAGGUACAACCGCUGUCUUUAAACACCACUAGGCACCAAACCUAUUCGGAUCAAAUCCAACUUUAUUUAAACUGCAUUUAGAUCAUAUGAAUAUACUUUACUGUAAAAUACACCCAGUAAAAGAAAGUAGAGGACGGAUGCCUCAUUAUUACUAUAGUCAGUGCUUGACUUGGGCAGGAGCUAACCGGAGUUGAUUACAGGCACCUCAAAUGUUCUACUGCUUGAGCUCCUGUUCCUCUCAUAGAAUAUUAGCUCAAAAGUAUUGUGGAGCUCCUGCACCUAAAUAUAAACAGUACCAGUGACCAAACUGAGUACCAACACCUAUUUUACUCCAAGUCUAUAGUAUUACUGUUUGACCAUGAUGUAGUGAGGCUGACCUCGACGUGCCAUAGCAGGAAGUGAUUAUAUUGUAAGCUAUGUGUCCAGGACUGGUUCAGUAAGCUGUACUGUACUGUAGUAGUAAAUGGCUGUGUUGUAUUCUUCCAGGACUGGGAUGUGGCUGAGAACAUCCCUGACCCUGAUGCUAAGAAGCCUGACGACUGGGACGAGGAUAUGGAUGGAGAGUGGGAGCCUCCUGUGAUCCCCAACCCAGAGUACAAGGUGUGUGUUAAGCUGGGCUGGGGGGGGGGGGGGGGGUGAUCAGACUAUACCAGUGUUCCUCAACUCCAGUCUUCUUGCCCAUCACAAGUGCACCUAAUUCAACUGAUCAAAGGCUUGAUAUAAGUAGUUGAAUCAGGUGUGCUAGUGUGGGGCUAGGGCAAAAAUGUCCGAUGGGUGGUACUCAAGGACAUUAGUUAUAAUAAUAAUAAUAAUAAUAAUAUGCCAUUUAGCAGAUGCUUUUGUCCAAAGCGACUUACAGUCGUGUGCAUACAUUUUUACGUAUGGGUGGUCCCGGGGAUCGAACCCACUACCCUGGCGUUACAAGCGCCAUGCUCUACCAAUUGAGCUACAGAGGACCACUUAGUUGAGAAACACUAUACUAGCCUACGGAGGGGAUGUGUUAUCAAACUGAACCAAGAGGAGUGUGUGUUUUCAGCUACGUUGUCAAUGCGACGUGCUUAGCCAGAGGGGUAUUCAAGACCGCAACGUUGGAGAAACGUGUUAUUCUUGAAAGGGAAGUUCUAGCAACAUUUUUGCAACAGCUUGUGUUGCCAUUCAGUUUUUGUGGAAUGGAGGAAGUUGUCCUGAAAUAAUGCCACACAAUUCGGACCGUUUAUGUUGCAAAACUGGCUACUGUAACCCAAAAAAAAAAAAAAAAAAAAGAAGGCUUUUAAAAUGGUGUCAGAGACUUAAACAAUAACCUUUAUGUUGUGCAACUGGCUGAGGCAAGUUGAGGAAGACUCUUUAGGCCUUUUCACACUGCAUUGUUCUUAGCCCCAGGGGCUAGCUUAGCCUGUGUUCGCACAAGCAUUUUUUUUUUUACCCUGGGCCAAGAUUUAGCCCUGGGCUAAGUAUUCACACGUAUUCCAAAGCCCUGGGCUAACGGACAAACGCAACAUGCGACCAACAUUUUUAUUUGGCAUUUCAGUCAUUUAGUAGACGCUCUUAUCCAGAGCAACUUACAGGCGCAAUUAGGGUUAAGUGCCUUGCUCAAGGGCACAUUGGCAGAUUUUUUUUUUAACCUAGUCAGCUCAGGGAUUCGAACCAGCAACCUUUCAGUUACUGUCCCAAAGCUCUUAACCGCUAGGCUACCUUUUUAUCUCUGACACGCGACGAAUGUUACAAGCAAUAAGACAUUUAUUAACCCGAUUUCCUCUUGCUUCUGGCCUAGCAUUUGAUUUCCAACAGUGAUGGUUUGUAUAAGCCUUGCUGUCUGACCUCGGAAACAAUGUUUCACUUUUGAAAUGCCAUCUCGCCCCUGUACACGGAGAACGAGAGCAACUUUUCUGAUCCAGGCAAAAUCCUGCAACAAUAUUCUUAUCGUGACUAUAUCCAAUUAAAUGUCAAUAUAAAACCUAUGAAAACAGACAAAUGGAGUGUUUGCUGCCCUUCCAGCUGUAGAGUUUGUAGCUUUAGUUGGCUAAGUGAGAAGACAUUAGCCAGCCUGCAUAGCAACCACUUUUGUUAGGCGUAGCAACCAAUGUUUUUGCAUGGAUGAAAUAGUGCAGAACACAUUACAGGCAUCAGCUGCAUAUUCAAAUAAAUUUCAGUGCAGCUUUUGUGAUUGGACAGUGAGCAUUCUAGGCAUUGUUCUUGACCCUGUUUCACACUGGCUAUUUUGGCACCGUGUUUCUGGGGCUAGCCCUGGGCAAUGGUUAAUGCUAGCCCACUUGUGAACACUCGCUAAAAUCUUCCUUAGCCCUGGGCUAAGGUGCAGGGAGAAUGCGCCUUUAAAACAAUGGCUAAGACCUUUAAAAGCAACAACCUUGCAUUGUGUCCUCAGGGAGAGUGGAAGCCCAAGCAGAUUGACAACCCCAACUACAAAGGAGCCUGGGUCCAUCCUGAGAUCGAUAACCCAGAGUACGCCGCUGACUCUACCAUCUACAAGUUUGAUGACAUCAGUGUCCUGGGUCUGGAUCUGUGGCAGGUGAGACUGCACACCGCAGAAUUGAAAUAGAACAUCAUAUAUUGUACAUAGAUGCUACGUAUUUCUAAUAUGAUAUAUUUAAUAAAAUAUAUGCAUCUCAAUGGUGGACACCUGUGAGAAACUUUUAUAUUUGUACGUUCACAAGUUUUACCUGACCAUGUGACCUUGCCAAGAAACUCCUGAGGGGUAUACUACAAAGGAAGCUAGAUCAACUCAGGGUCUUCUAAAGCUAGCAAGCUUCAGUUGGCUUACUACAAAGCAGGGUGAAUUACAUUUGACAUUCUAGUAAUUUAGCAGACGCUCUUAUCCAGAGCGACUUACAGUUAGUGAGUGCAUACAUUUUUCAUACUGCCCCCCCACCCCGUGGGAAUCGAACCCACAACCCUGGCGUUGCAAGCGCCACGCUCUACCAACUGAGCUACACGGGACCAGCUUUUUUUGUCUUUUUUUUUAAAAUAUUUUUCUUUUUUUAAGAUAAGCUUGAAAUGGGAACGAUCUAGCUGACUCAACCAAAAAACACACAUCGAAGUUUAGCUUUAUUAGUGAGCCAGAACAUUAGUGGUUAUUUCUGGCUUAUCAAAGGACCCAGAGUAGAUCAAGCUUCCUUUGUAGUAUACCCUUCUGGCCCUAUGACUAUCUAGAGUAAUGCUAAUGGUAGAUAGUAGAGCCUUUUCCUGGUCAGGUAAAAUGUUAUCAAUGUAGAUAAAACAAUACAUCUGAUCAGAUAAACUCAUGAUGUUGGUGUUUUAUCUUUUUUCAGGUGAAAUCUGGCACAAUCUUUGACAACUUCCUGAUCACAGAUGAUGUGAAGGAAGCAGAGGAGUUUGGAGCUGAGACAUGGGGUGUUACUAAGGUAUGUAAUAACUAUACUGUGUUUAACUGGAUGGCCCUCUCCGCUGUUCUCCUAUGAGUGUUUACCUGUCGGUCACUCACACAGGAGUGUACUGUACAUUCCCAGUACUAACACACCUGAAUCAAUUCAUCAACUCCUUGAUUAGUUGAAUCGGUGUGUCCUAGUGCUGGGCUUCAGGAGAAAUGACGAACAUGCCAACUACCACAAAAUGGCUUCCAGUUCACUGUCAAUACUAGUGCAUCUACUGUUAACACCCCUCUUUAUUGUCUACCUGCCGCAGGAGCCAGAGAAGAAAAUGAAACGGGAGGAAGACGACAAGAAACGUAAAGAGGAGGAAGGGAAAAACAAAGAACAAGCCACUGAGGAGGAGGGUGAGGAGGAAGGUGAAGAGGAGGGUGAGGAGGAAGGUGAAGAGGAGGGUGAGGAGGAAGAGACGCCAGAGGAAGGAACUGAGGAAGAGGAGGCUCCAGGGAAAGAUGAGCUAUAG
This is a messenger RNA of Coregonus sp. 'balchen', 10982 nucleotides long. Lineage: Eukaryota; Metazoa; Chordata; Actinopteri; Salmoniformes; Salmonidae. The record is from the annotation of a GenBank genome assembly.